Molecule: messenger RNA, 711 nt
Organism: Aspergillus pseudoviridinutans
Lineage: Eukaryota; Fungi; Ascomycota; Eurotiomycetes; Eurotiales; Aspergillaceae
Exons: 3
Coding region: 1-711 (236 amino acids)
Source: RefSeq, a predicted model, not a curated record
AUGGCAACGAGCCCUGACUCUUUGAUCCUCCGGUAUUCUGGCUCGGAAUUAACUGACGAACACUCUUUCCACAAUCACUUAGUAGAGAAGAUCUCCGAGGCAAGGGCAACAAGAGCAACAAGAGAUGCCAUCUACGCCGAGCUUGUUUACGACAACAUCGCUCCUUCCUGGAUGGAAAAUGUGGGGGAUGCACUUGAGCGGGCAAAAGCUGGCUUCUGCAAGAGCUAUAGCCCUUUCACUCUGAUCCUCCGAGUUGUAGCAAUGCCGUCUUUUCUGCACAAUGCCGACCAGGUCUGGUAUAACCGAAGCCAGACUCAAUGGCUUGUCUCCGGACAACUCACUCAGAAUGAGUUUGACAUGCUGUAUGUCACAGCAAAUACCGAUUACGAAUUCCCCGAUGGGCCAUUUGCGGGCAUCCGCAAGUCACCCAAUGUAGCAGUCGACGUGGAAAACGCCAUGGUGCCCAGAAUUGUCAUUGAGAGCGGGUGGAGUGAAUCCCUCGACGAACUUCGUGAAAACGCAGGAGAAUGGCUCGUGGGAGGAAAUGGCGCAGUCCAAGCUGUUAUCAUCAUAAAAUGGACACCCAGCCGGACAACCCGCCGUGUCCGCGGCCUCGUGGAGCUUUACACCCUGGACAGAAGUGGCAUGCCUCGGCUCGAGCAAAGAGAAGUGCGGAUAGCUUAUCCAUCAUCGUCGUGUUUAGCGGACUAA